GGUCAACACAUCUUCAUUCCUUUCCUUCUCUCCUUCGUUUCCCUUGUCCCUCGUCCUGCAUUCCUCUCCUUUUCUUUCCUUGUUCUCUCUCACUCGCUCUCCCUGGGCAGCCCCUCGAACCUCCUUGUUUUCCGCCCUCUCGCUCUCUUCGAUUUAACUUUUUCUCUCGCCAUUAGUUUCAAACACCACAAAUCCCUUUUCUCCGGUCGAUCACUGUCCAUAAUUUUCUCACCGUCGGAGCCAUUCGCAACUCCAAUCAAUUGCUGAGGGUGUCGAAAUUCUCCGUGUCUGCCUGACGACGGUGUCCACCUCCGACAUAAACAUGUUCCGCCGACGAAGGAGCUCGUCGCAACAUCAUCAGCCACUGUCCUCGUCAUCCGCUCAAUCCGCUCAGUCCGCCGCCAGCCAUGCCUUCCUCAAAUCCCGACCCUCCUCGUCGAGCCUCUCCUCUGCCGCCGCUGCGACAGCCCUGCGGAACCUCACGCCCCCUCCCACCGACGUCGAGAAUGUCCAGACGAAGCGCAUGAUCCAGCGACAGUCGUCGGUCUCUUCCCAGCCGAGCGCUUCCGCAACCCUACGCUCCUCCAGCCGCAAUGGCCUUCGUCGAAGCAAUAGCUCGAAUUCCAUGAGUACGCGGACCUUUCGGGAACAAUCCCCUCGUCGUCCGGUCUCCAGCUCCGGCCCUGGUCCGGUGAAGAACGCGCCGCCUAUCCCGUCAAUCCCGAAGGAGUAUACAGGGCGAAGCACUCCCGCCCGACGGUCGGUCAGCGUUGGGGGUUCCAUGCGGUCGUCGCCCCCUGUGAAGCAUCCGUCGGGACGCGGAGGGAGCGUGGACCGUGAAAAUAUGCGGACGGUGAGUCCUAGCUUAUAUACGGUACCUGAAGCCCAGAGGACGGGGAGUUCCAUCAAUUUCUCUUACCCGAUAAACUCGCGCCCAAACUCCCCGUCUCAGCCACCCGAAGCCUCCGAUGGGCGCGAUGUGUCGACAGGCGCAUUGCUCGCCGACCGCUUGGCAGGACUGAGUGCCCCCAAGGCCCAGAAUAUCCCGUCGCAGCCAGCAAACACGUCCGCCCGGAGAAGGACCCGGAAUUCCAGCCCUGGAAGCCCCGGAAAGGGUACGCCGCCCGUGACCACAGCUAUUGCUGCAGCGCAGGCUGCCAUCAUUCCCUCUUCGCCGUCGGUCACGACGGAGCACCGUGAACCAGAAGUUCGGGAAUCGCUCCCUGCCUCGAUCCCGGCGUCUCCGGAAUCGAAACCAUCCCCCUCCCGUCACGCCCUGAUGAAACGGCCGUCUACCGUGCGCGAGGACUACCAGGGCGAAGAAAAAGCGGAGGCCAGUGCCCCUGUGAAGAUCAAUCCUACCCCGCGAACCGGGAGGGUGACCCCAGAGGGCCCGUCGGUAGCCAGGAUACCCCAGACCCCGGACACGGGAAGAGACUCGCUACAGAGUUCGGUCAUGAGUUCUCCGGAAUCAACCGGCUCCGCCGAGUUUGGUCGUGGACUACAGCCGUCGCCCUUGCGGCAGGCCAGCAGCAGCCCCGGCAGAUCGACCCGGUUUUCCACGCAAUUGUCCGUGACCGGUCUCCCGGGAGAUUUGUUGCACAAACCGCCGCCUCGAUCGGUGUCUCCCGUUAAGUCAGCGAUGAAAAGCUCGAGGGUGAGCUCGCUGUCACCCGACGGCCGGACUGGAGUCGUGUUACGACCAGGCCCUCCACUCAGCGAAAUCUCGGACGGUACUUCCGUCGGAUCUGACGACGGUUCCAAGCAAGGGUUUCGCAAGAAGGCAGCUAAGGUCAGCUUCGAUGACGAGGCGGAGGUUGUUGGCGUGGCUGCAAGCCCGCCGACGUCGCCUGAAUCCGUUGUCCCUGACUCACCCCCAGGUACCUCUAAAGCCAAGUCUAAAUCGAAUUGGUUUGGACUUGGUAAAAAGAAAUUUCACCCACGGGAUACGGCGAUAUCGGAUGAGUUCGAUGAAGUACUCAGACCGCGCCCCGUCCUGCCGUCGUUUGGGAGUAUACGCGGCGCGAGAGACGGUGAACACGCGGAGCCAAUCCGGCAUGAAUUUAGUGAUAACGAUUCGACGACCUCGUCGGAGCCCAAUCUGGGAGCCCCGGACUGGUCUUUCUCUAAUGAUCAUAAAAUCGGAGCGAUUCUUUCUAAUAACGAGCACAAUGAUACUCGGGCGAGUUCCGAACAUCAUGAACUGGCUAUGUCCCCUGAAACUACUGCAAAGAGCAGCCGACCAGAUCCACCGAGUCAUCCUGCAUCUAUGGACGAAUCGACAGAACAGGGUCAUACCCAAGACACACCUAGUGCACAUGACGACGUUUUGAAUCAUCCAAACUCCAGCCCUGCCCUUGGCGUGCCUGGGAUCGCGGUCCAACCAGCGACACCUGAACUGGAGAAGGAAAGGUCUAGUCUCGAUUGGUGCACAGUGCCAGGGGGUUUUCCAAGGGCAUCACUAGAGUCCAAGACUUCGAGUCGGCGUAAGGGCAAGAAGGCCGUUGAUAACUCUGCUGCCCAUACAGUCGAGGAUCAGGACACCGAUGACGAUUCGGGCGAGAGUAUCUAUAGUGAUGCCGAAGAGGGAUUUGAUGGCGACAAUUUUGGCUUUGGCUCUAUCAAUGCUAUUGUGGACAGCAGCACAGGACCGAUCCAGGACGAACUUGUCGACGCAACCCGGGAGUCAACGAAAAACGAUGGAGCUGGUGAUCGAGCUUCUGAUGCCCCGUCCGACAUGCCUGAAACCUGCCAGAUCGCUCGUGUGGAAACCCCUGUCCGAAGUUCCUCUCCUCCGCCACCUGCAAGAUCUCCUGCUUCUCCUCAAGAGCCGCUUCCAUUCUCUUCCCCCUACCCUCCUUUCCCUACGCGGCCAAGUGCGAAGAAGAGCAAUACGCAAGAACAAGUCCCACGAGAAUCGAUGGUGGCAAACUCAGCCAGACGGUCCAUGUCGACCGACGCCUACGAGGGCCCUGCAACGCAAGAUGUAGUGGCCCGCCAGAAUGGCGACACCCGCACACCGUCCGCGGCCGGGCAGAAGCCAGUGAAAACCAGGCCUGCUUCGUGGGGCGGAGGCCUUCUGAAGAGUAAAGAAGCCAUCUCUGAGGAGGCACAGCAAGCGAAUGGCCAUGGUGCUCAUCAUCCUCAGAGGCGGCUGUCAAACGGGAGCGAUUCGUCCAGCAGCUUCGUACGAUCCAACCGCCCAGCUCGCGCGAGUCCGCAGUAUACCAUGCGACGUACUAUGCGGGGGAUACCCCCUCCACGCAUGCAAACUGCUUCCCCGAAUCGACAGAAGUCGCCCCCUCCGGAUAUGAGGCCCCAGUCGUCGGGUUCUGGCACUGCCGGCGCUCUCCGCACAACUCUACGAGGAAAUGAGAACCGGCGCGAGAAACCGUCCUUCUUCUCUACGGGAAAGAUGCAAAAGGCCAAGAUUGCCAAAGCACCUGGGUCUCGGUUCACGUCCCGGUAUCCUGAUUCCGACGAGGAACACGGUAGCAAGGAUGCACGUCCGUGGCAAAGCCGCUACGAGAAUUCGAGCGACGACGAGCCAGAGAUGAACAAUCUUCGCCCGGUCCGCGGCAUCCCCCGUCGGGCGGGCAAAGAUGAUGGGGACUCGACCGAGCUGGAAGACAGCUCGGACGGCGAACGACAUCGGCCGGCAGCCUCUCCAGCUGCCCGGAAACCGAGCGAGCCCGCCUCACCCAAGAACCCGGCGCUCGCCGCGGUUGCCAAAUCCCGCGGGAUGACCGAGAAGGAGGCAGAGGACUUCCUCCGCCGGCCCAAUAUCGAACGGCGACCUAGUCUGUUUCACCGGUUUACCAUUAGAAAACCCAAGCCCUCGGCCGAACGCGGAAGCUCCGCCAAGUUGGGACAGCUGGAUGCCGACCAGGUGCGCGAGCAACCUGUCCUGGAUCCGAACCAGGGCAAUAUCGUCACAACCAUCACGGCGAACCCCGGCACCCCUUCAUCACCCCGGCUCCUCAAGAGAGGCGCCUACCGAUCUACCGGCGGAGAGAGCUGGCCGCUGCGAGGCCCUCCCAAAGAAUUGAUCAAUGGCAAUCAUGCCUCCGAACGACCCCAAACAGCCGACGGAGCCGGUCAAAACGGCAGCACGGCCGUUGGCGACGAUGCGAUCUCCGUGUCCAAGGAGAACCAGAAUCCUCUGGGCAUCUCCGGCAUCAAAGCUGACGGUCAGCAAUCCACGGUAGACAAUCAUUCCACGCCUCGCAAAAAACGAUUCCCCAAGAUCCGGAAAGCAUUUGGUCUCCGGAGCUAGAUGCAGCCUUCUUCUUCCACUCUUUCUUUUUUCCCCACCACACUUCGGAUCUGUCUUCGUCUUUUGACUGUUUCGAUAUAUACUCGAUGUAUUUGUUGUAAUUUUUUUUCUGUGACUGAUUCAUGACCAUUUAUUUUUAUUUUACCAUUAACAUAGCUGCUGUCCGCGAUAGCAGGGCCAAUUGUGACGGAACCGGGGGAUUUUCACGAGAUAUGGAUACUGUUUAAUAUGUUUGAUUUUGGACAACCGCCGGCAGGCUCAUCAUUAAUUAUACGGGGUUUAACUCGGUGGCGCUUAAGGGGUUGAGAUCAUGGAGUUGGAAGAUGGGUUGAGGUCUCGUUCAUCUUCGUGUAUUUGAUUCUGAAUUUUAUUUUUUGAUUGAGACACCAGUCCCAGGGGGAGACCAGAC
Messenger RNA from Aspergillus steynii IBT 23096, 4685 nucleotides. RefSeq lists its product as uncharacterized. Lineage: Eukaryota; Fungi; Ascomycota; Eurotiomycetes; Eurotiales; Aspergillaceae. The transcript has 2 exons. The coding region runs from base 323 to 4276 and encodes 1317 amino acids. The record is from RefSeq and is a predicted model, not a curated record.